ACCGCUGCCAGCUGAGUUUGUCCACUCUUGCAAGCAAGGGGAAUAGGGAAUCAAUUUCUGUGCCUUGGAAACGAAAACUGACCAAAGAGAAAGAGACCCGUCAUCUCCAGUUGUUAUUAUGAAAACAACCAACGCAAUAAGGGAUAUUUAUCGUUAAUCAAAGAUUUAGAACCCUAUGCACAGCACACUGAGUCGAGAAUUUUCGAAUAGAAGACCCCGUAGCCCAAUGUGACGCAGCUACAUCGCGAUAAUAAAAAUCGCAACCAUAACAAAGUAUAAUGAAGCACAAGUGGCUGUUACUGGUGCUGGCCGCAGUGUGCGUGAGUCGGGUCUUGGCCCAGAACGACCGUCUGCAAAGAGCUGUCCGCAAUAAGGAUGGCAUUCUAAAAAUCAAAGAGGAGGGAUUUUUUGAUGGUGAAGACGAUGACGGCGACGAGCCGGUCACACUGAGCGCCGAAGCCAUCCAAAUAGUGCAAGCACCUGAUCUCUCUGGGGGCCCUUCCGAUGAAGAGGGCAACGGCGAGUUGGAAGCUGACGAGGAGCUUCCUGAGGAAGCCGCCCCUGAAACGACUGAAGCACCAAAAGAAUUAUCCCCUGAGGAAAUAAAAGCCAAUGAGUUGUUCAAUAAUGCUUGGGCAAUGCUGAAUGCAACAAGACCAAACAAAAAGGUGGCGUACAAUUUGCUGCAAAGCGCUGCCGACCUGGGCCACGUCAGAGCCCAAGCAAAGUUAGGCUGGGCUUACUUGCUGGGCUCCCCAUUCGAGCAGAAUAUCACAAAGGCUGUGGAAAUUUUCCAGGAGCUUGCACAGCAAGGAGAUCCAGACAGCCAACUGGGCCUUGGAUUUUUGUACGCCUCUGGUUUGGGGGUUCAGGCGAGUCAAUCAAAAGCACUACUCUACUACACUUUUGCUGCUCUUGGCAAGAACACAUUUGCGCAAAUGGCUCUUGGCUACAGGUAUUGGGUCGGCGUUUCGGUGACUUCAAGUUGCGAAAUGGCGCUCAACCACUACAGACAAGUCGCCAAUUCUGUUGCUGAAGAGGUUUCCUUGUCUGGCGGGGCUGCGGUGCAGAGGGUCAGGCUGUUGGACGAGAUGGAGACACCUGGCUACAACUCUGGCAUCCUGGAUAAUGAUUUGAUGGAAUACUACCAGCUGCUGGCUGAGAAGGGGGACGUUCAGGCCCAAGUCGGGCUGGGCCAGCUUCACUACCAGGGAGGACGCGGCGUGCAGCAAGAUCCGCAACGAGCCCUCCACUACUUCCUGCAAGCGGCUGAUGCUGGAAACCCUGUGGCCAUGGCUUUUCUUGGAAAGAUUUACUUGGAGGGCUCCGAUCUGGUGAAGCAAGACAACGACACAGCUUACAAGUAUUUCAAGAAAGCUGCCGACCUGGGCAACCCUGUGGGACAGUCAGGGCUUGGUCUGAUGUACCUGCAUGGCAAAGGUGUCAACAAGGACUACACUAUGGCCCAGAAAUACUUCACGAUGGCCGCCGACCAGGGUUGGGUGGACGGCCAGCUGCAGUUGGGCAACAUGUAUUUCAGUGGCUUGGGUGUCAGGAAAGACUACAAACUAGCCAAUAAGUACUUCAGCCUGGCUUCCCAGUCCGGACAUGUCCUCGCCUUCUACAACUUGGCCCAAAUGCACGCUGCCGGCACAGGAAUGAUGCGCUCCUGUCCCACCGCAGUGGAGCUCUUCAAAAACGUGGCGGAGCGAGGAAAGUGGGGUGAGAAGUUAAUGGAAGCCCACAACCACUAUCGCGAAGGACGAGUUGACGAAUCAUUUGUGACGUACGCCUUUUUAGCAGAACUCGGAUAUGAAGUGGCUCAAAGCAAUGCUGCAUUCAUUUUGGACAGAGAUGAAGUGGAACUUUUCCCGACAAACGAAUCUUUGGUGCGAGCCCUUCGUUACUGGGGCCGAGCCGCAGCCCAGGGGUCUGGAACCGCGCAAGUCAAGCUGGGCGACUAUCACUACUACGGUUUGGGCACCCCGGUUGAUUACGAGGCGGCCGCCGCGCACUACAGGCUGGCGUCUGAUCAACAAAACAACGCGCAGGCCAUGUUCAACCUGGGAUACAUGCAUGAACAGGGUCUCGGAAUGUCUCAGGACAUGCAUUUGGCCAAGCGUUGCUAUGAUUUAGCUGCGGAGACGAGUCCUGACGCGAAAGUUCCUGUCACGCUAGCCCUCAUGAAGUUAUCCCUUGUCUUCGGUUUGAAUUAUUUCCAAGAGGGUGGCUGGCAAGAUUGGAUCCUGUUGCUCCAAAUCGAUCGCGCUUUGGGGCCAAAUUGGGACCUUUACUUGAUAUCAUGUCUCGUGGCCGCGCUGGCUCUCCUGGUGUACCUGCGAAGACCUCCUCAGCCGUAGAGACAGUGACUGUUUAAAAUACGAUGGAUUUUUACAAACGAGUUUAAAGCGAAAGUGCGGGCCUGAGCUGCUGAGUGGAGUUCAGUUGGUCCUCAGUUGGCCUCGUUUCACAUUUUUUGCGCGCGGGGUUGCGUGAACCGUGCAUGUUAAAUCUGGAAAUUGUGCGAAGCAGCGAAUUUGGCCAAAGGUUUUGAAACCUUAUGUGAUUUGGUUUGUUGACUUUUUAUUGUUCUUAUGUUUCUGCGUUAAUUUUUGGAAUUUCUGCUCUCGCGGCGACAGGGGCGUCGUCUGCUCGAACUGAAAUCCCUAAAAUUAUGUUCUCCAAUGAUUGUUGUGAAAUUUCCUUGGAUGCGCACUGUGUAAAAUGAAUAUAAAAGUGAUUGAAAUAAUAGAA
Messenger RNA from Cloeon dipterum, 2754 nucleotides. RefSeq names its product HMG-coA reductase degradation 3 (gene Hrd3). Bases 279 to 2360 code for a protein of 693 amino acids. Gene Ontology annotation, molecular function: protein binding. Gene Ontology annotation, biological process: ERAD pathway. The transcript has 11 exons. Gene Ontology annotation, cellular component: endoplasmic reticulum membrane. Lineage: Eukaryota; Metazoa; Arthropoda; Insecta; Ephemeroptera; Baetidae. The record is from RefSeq and is a predicted model, not a curated record.